CAACUAACGACCUCCCAAGCGAAUUCCUAGUCCCUCAGAAAGCCAACGCUGCUCGAACAGAUAGGUGAACAUCCCCGAGAGCCGAAAUGAGUAUUGAGUCUGCUUCAGUCUUGCGAGCUGCCGUCCUGCUGCUAGCUGCUGUAACUUUGGGCUAUGCCACUGACCGGCCAAAAUUUCUCGUCGAGGGACGAUGCCCCAUCGUAGAUAUCCCGACUGGUUUUGACAGCUCUCGAUUUUCUGGAAAUUGGUAUAGAAUCGGAGGUCUCCGGAAUGCUGAGGAAAAGUCCGUUAAUUGUACGAUAUACAAUUACCAACCUACAGGAUCUGGCUUCAAUGUGAUUUCCAACGGCGUGCUGAGUGACUUCAGUCCAGUCAGCCAGAGCAGCUCCCUCACUCAGAAGACGCCAGGCCUAGCACAGUUCACCACAACCAUAAGAGGUAAGUUUGAUGCAGAAAUGGUUGUCGUGAGCACAGACUACUCAGAGUAUGCUUGCGUUUUCACGUGCUACAACUUCAGAGAAUCUCAUAAGGCACAGUUCGCUUGGAUCCUCUCUCGCACCACUAGCCUGCCCAAAGAAAAGAUCGCCGAAUGCCAGGUCGCUCUCCGGAAAGUGGGGGUGCCAAUUGCGCAGUUGCGAGGAACUUACCAAGGAACUAAUUGCAGGCACUAACAUGUCUCUUCUGAAAGGACUGUGGGAAUAGUAAAGGCAUAUAUAGUUUAAAUUUCAUUCUCAUAAUGUAAGUAUGAAAACAACGGGUCAACAUGCAAAGCCCAAGAAAGUGGAGUGAUUGUAGAGUUCUAUUCAUUAAUAAAUAAAGAAACAAAGA
Messenger RNA from Macrobrachium nipponense, 828 nucleotides. Its product is annotated as crustacyanin-A1 subunit-like. Lineage: Eukaryota; Metazoa; Arthropoda; Malacostraca; Decapoda; Palaemonidae. Bases 87 to 671 code for a protein of 194 amino acids. The record is from RefSeq and is a predicted model, not a curated record. Gene Ontology annotation, cellular component: cytoplasm. Gene Ontology annotation, molecular function: pigment binding. The transcript is spliced from 6 exons. Gene Ontology annotation, biological process: lipid metabolic process; response to reactive oxygen species.